GUUUGUUUGUGUUGGUUCGUGCAUGGCUCGUGCUAGCCUCUCUCUUCUGCGAGUGAAUAUAAAACCGAGUGACCAUGAGCAUGUCUUGCCAGAAGUUUGAAAGAACUGUAAAAAGGAGUGUUUCUUAGAAUGAAGAAAAUGGUCUUCGCCUUCAGACGUGAAACGUUCGAGGCCAGUGAUUGUGAGAAGCCUUUGACAAGACUGACGUAUUGAGAGAAGUCUAAUGAUUGACUCCCUGGUCUAAUGACCCAUUUAUGGUGGGUACACAUGUGCCCCUUGUUACUCGAGACACCAUACACGUAGAUACCGCAGGUCCUUUCAGUCUGCAGACUGUGCGCCGGUAGCUUGCCAACAACACUGUAGAGCUUGUGGUGACUGCUAAUCUAUUUUACAAAGACCAAAAUCCCACUGUUAGGCCAGGCCGACUGUACCCCCUGCAUAAAGCCGGUAGUGAAGAACUGGUUGUGAACAUUCACCGGCUCCAAACAUGUACAUGUACAUGGUUAGCCGGUAGUCACGGCGUUGCAUUCAUUAAUUAACAAUGUGGAGAAAUAAUGGUGUUUUGACACGUACAACAGUCUAGCUACAAGACCACUCUACAACUUGGUUUCUCAGGACACCAAGCUAAGUUAUCAAUUUCUUCAAAGGACCAGGAUUUGAUGCUCUAGAAUAUCCAAGUUCUGAUGUCGUGUUGGAGUUAGCACGCCAGCUGUUCAGUGCCGGACUUUAGACCGGCCACCGCGCACUGCCGUUAUUUUCGUGGGGGGAACAAUGUCCUAUCGACCCAUGAGAAGUCGUAGCAGUGGCGCCAGCGGGAUGAUCGUUCCGGAGUACAAGAUAGCACUGCUGGGCAGUUUAGGGGUCGGCAAAUCAGCUUUGACAGUCAAGUUCAUCACCAGACGGUUUAUAAAUGAGUAUGAUCCAACAUUAGAGGACACAUACUCGAAGGAAGAUGUCAUUGAUAACCAGACGAUGCUAGUUCGUCUGAUGGACACUGCACACGGGGAUGCAGAGAACCUUGAGCGUUAUAUUCAAUGGGCCGAUGGCCUAGUGGUCGUGUACAGCAUUACCAGUAAACACAGCUUCAACUAUGCCAAGAAUCUCCUUCAAGAGGUCUCCGAGUUACAGAAGACGAGGGAUACCCAUGAGGCACCUGUUGUGCUCGUGGGAAACAAGAACGAGAUGGAAAGAUACAGGCAAGUUAGCAAGCUGGACGGUAGCUCACUAGCCACGCAGUACGCAUGCUCAUACCACGAAGUCUCGGCCGCUGGCGAAUUCGAGGAUGUGGAAAAUGUCUUUCACGAGACUGUGCGCGAGAUUCGGCGAGAAGCUGAACGACACAUGCCCCUUAAGCCGCUGUUUAUUAGCGAAGAGAAGACUGUCCCAGCCUCGCCGCCCUCAUCGAGGAAAGACCGCGAUCGUGCAAAAUCUCCGCAGCCUAAGGCGCCCAGAGUACUGCAAAAGAGAACAGUGUCUAGCUUCAAGUUCUUCAACAAAGGAUUCAAAAUAUUUUGAGGAAGGAAUCGGUCGUCUUGGUGAUUUUACCUUGAUUUUAAUUUAGACUUGAUAUCGACAGCCUUCAUUCACUAAGGUCAUGUGAUCGCUUGACCUCCAUUUGGUCUACCCAUGGUCUACCACUGAGCUUUUCCAAUUGUGAAAUAUCAAGAAAUAGCCCUUGGAUAUUAGUUCUCGCCCGUGACACAGGUGGAAGGCAUUGUGAUCUAACGGUAUUCAGCGUGAACUCCCAAGGCUGAUCUCGGUCUACAGUGACCAUCGUGGAUUUCACCUCGGCAAAACGGCUUCAAUGAAAAUCAGGUGACUUGAACAGGUAUUCAACACCUGAUGUUUGUUCAUUGUGCCAACCUGGUGACCCGAUACUGACAGGUGUCAAUAAAUGCCUGUGGAUAUCACGUGGCACUAGCAGGUGGCGAUCACCCGUGAUUGAUUAAUAUUGUCCAACCUUGUGACCCGAUAUGACAUGUGUCAACCAGGUCAAUUACCUUCCUCCACCACCUGGGAUAAACACCUUGCACUUUCAAGGGAAUGUGAUAACUUUUUUAGAAUAUAAAUUGUUGGGUCUUUAAAUAGAUCCAUCAAUAAUUCCCAAAAUGUCUUUUACAUUUUGUUAUACCCUUCGGGUUUUAGGGAUCCUAACAAUAGGGGACCAUCCUUUUGCUUUACAAUGUCUGUAAGUAGUUU
Messenger RNA from Patiria miniata (bat star), 2199 nucleotides. RefSeq names its product ras-like protein family member 12. Bases 772 to 1515 code for a protein of 247 amino acids. The transcript has 5 exons. Gene Ontology annotation, molecular function: GTP binding; GTPase activity. The record is from RefSeq and is a predicted model, not a curated record. NCBI's taxonomy places the organism in Eukaryota, Metazoa, Echinodermata, Asteroidea, Valvatida, Asterinidae.